AUGACGGCCUCGGCGCUGCAGGCCGAGCGCCACCUGCUCCUCCUUGGCAGCGGCCGCCACCGGCCCCUCCUCCGCAUGCUCCCGCCACGCGUGCCCCUCCCGUACCGGCGCCGCAGCUGGCCCCGGGCCGUGAGGGUGUCACACGGCGACGGCGGGGGCGCGGGAGGGUUCGCGAGCGCCGUGGAGAAGCGCUCGAUUCCGGGGAUAGUUGGGGAGGAGGAGCAUGGAGCGAGGGGAGAGGAGGAGUUGGAAGGAGAAGUGGCCGGGGCUUUGGAGCUGAAGUGGCCGCCGUGGGAGGGGUUGGCCGAGCGGUACAAGCUCAUCGGCGCGACCUCCCUCGCCUUCGUCAUCUGCAACAUGGACAAGGUUAACUUGAGUGUCGCAAUUAUUCCAAUGUCACAUCAAUAUGGUUGGAACUCGUCAACUGCUGGCUUAGUUCAGUCCUCAUUCUUUUGGGUUUAUGCGUUGAGUCAACUACCAGGAGGAUGGCUGGCAAAAUUGUUUGGCGGAAGGAAAGUGCUUGAGGUCGGUGUUGUGACAUGGUCUUUGGCCACUGCUAUAAUUCCUGUUGUAGCAGGGUUUAUGCCAGGGCUUGUGUUGUCAAGGAUCCUGGUAGGCAUUGGAGAAGGUGUUUCACCAUCAGCUGCUACAGAUUUAAUUGCUAGGUCCAUUCCCUUGCAAGAGCGAUCAAGAGCAGUUGCUGUUGUCUUUGGUGGUUUGAGCUUUGGAAGUGUCUUAGGACUCCUGUUUGCCCCUCCCAUCAUUCAGAACCUUGGCUGGGAGUCUGUCUUUUACAUAUUUGGCCUUCUUGGGAUUGUUUGGUGCUUAGGAUUUGAAUCUCUUAAAGUGCAACAGUUCGGUGACAAAGAAGGCAUAUUAAUUAGCAAUUCUUUUUCUCACAUAUGCACAAAGAGUAGGUGCAAGGUCAGGAAUGGAGGAGCUUUUGACGGUGCAACUCCUUCCCUAGCAAAGGCACAACAUUCCUUCAAAGAGGAAUUGAGUCUUUGGUGCUUCGCUGGUGCUCGAAAACUUCAGAAGCUAGUUUUUGGUUGUGGAGAGGUGCUAGUGCAUCAAGUCACAGAACUGUUAUCAAGUUCUGACAUUGAUGAAAAAUUAAAAAAAAUGAGUUCCAUAGUCAAGGUACGAAAAAUUUGCCAAACAAUUGCCUUUGUGUCACCUGCGACUUUCAUGAUGCUUUCCUCUGUGGAUCUUGGACUGCCUCCCUGGGAAAUUGUUGCUUUUCUUACAAGUGGUCUAGCACUCUCCAGAUUCGCAUUGUCAGGGCUUUAUUGCACCCAUCAAGAUAUCUCUCGUGAAUAUGCAAGCAUUCUCCUGGGAAUCACAAACACUGUAGGCGCUGUGCCAGGGAUUGUAGGCGUUGCACUGACAGGCUUUCUGCUUGAUUCAACUCAUUCUUGGAGUAUAUCACUCUUUGUGCCUUCUAUCUUGUUUUACUUAACUGGUACUGCUGUAUGGUUAGCAUUUGCAAGCAGUGAGCCCCAGGAUUUUUCCAAGUCAGAACCUGAGUCAUGA
This is a messenger RNA of Miscanthus lutarioriparius, 1533 nucleotides long. The record is from the annotation of a GenBank genome assembly. Lineage: Eukaryota; Viridiplantae; Streptophyta; Magnoliopsida; Poales; Poaceae.